AUGCCGUUUCGAUUAAAAGGGGCACCGGCCACCUUCCAACGUGCCCUCGAUAUCAUACUCUCCGGAGUCCGCUGGCAAAUAUGCCUCGUCUAUCUCGAUGACGUUAUCGUGCGUUCGUUCCUCGGGGCGUGUAACGUGUAUCGUCGCUUCGUCAAGGGCUUCUCGAAGAUUGCCCGUCCGUUAACCGAUAUAACGCGCAAGGACUCGGAUCACGAUUUCGAUAACCCAACGAAGGUUCAGCUUCAGGCUUUCGAAAGCCUGAAGGCGGCGAUGAUCUCCCCGCCGAUCCUCGCGCUACCACGGUACGGCCGACCGUACCUGUUGGACACUGACGCCAGUGCAUAUCAACUCGGGUGCACCCUCCUGCAAGAGCACGACGAGCCAAACGAUUGGCCCCCCGUUGGGUACUGGUCGUACUCGUUAAGCGAUAGCGAACGGAACUACAGCGCUACGGAGCGUGAGUGCUUCGCCGUGGUGUGGGCCGUCCGCACACUGCGGCCGUACAUCGAAGGAACCAAGUUCACCGUCCGGACGGAUCACGACGCCCUCCGAUGGCUCAUGUCCCUCACGGAGAGCUCGGGAAGACUCACCCGGUGGCGGCUACGUCUGGCUGAAUAA
Molecule: messenger RNA, 618 nt
Organism: Chondrus crispus (carragheen)
Lineage: Eukaryota; Rhodophyta; Florideophyceae; Gigartinales; Gigartinaceae
Product: Ribonuclease H (fragment)
Exons: 2
Coding region: 1-618 (205 amino acids)
Source: RefSeq, a predicted model, not a curated record